UCUUCAUACUGAAUUAUAUUUUCCCAAUAUUUUCUCAACCCAAAUUAACACCCAUAUACACUUAGCUAAAGGAAGAAAAAACAGAGAGAGAUGGCUCAAGCUAUGGCUUCAAUGGCUGGAUUACGCGGCGCAUCACAAGCUGUAUUGGAAGGUAGUCUCCAGAUCAGCGGCUCAAACCGGCUUAGUGGGCCUACUACGAGCCGUGUUGCUGUCCCGAAAAUGGGCUUAAACAUCCGAGCUCAGCAAGUGUCAGCUGAGGCUGAGACUAGCCGCCGAGCUAUGUUGGGCUUCGUCGCAGCUGGUUUGGCUUCUGGUUCGUUUGUUAAGGCUGUUCUUGCUGAGGCCAGGCCCAUCGUUGUUGGCCCACCACCACCACUAUCCGGUGGUCUUCCCGGAACAGAAAACUCGGACCAAGCAAGAGACGGUACCUUGCCUUACACCAAGGACAGGUUCUACCUUCAACCUCUGCCUCCUACUGAGGCAGCCCAAAGAGCAAAAGUAUCCGCCUCUGAAAUCCUCAACGUGAAGCAAUUCAUCGACAGGAAGGCAUGGCCAUCUCUACAGAAUGACUUACGUCUUAGGGCAUCAUACCUUCGUUAUGACCUCAAGACUGUCAUCUCUGCUAAGCCUAAGGAUGAGAAGAAAUCACUCCAAGAACUCACUAGCAAGCUCUUCAGCAGUAUCGACAAUUUGGACCAUGCUGCAAAGAUAAAGAGCCCUACCGAGGCAGAGAAAUACUACGGUCAGACUGUAUCCAACAUCAAUGAAGUUCUUGCCAAGCUCGGUUAAUUGUAUAUUGCGCCUUGUAACCUUGUCUAUGAAACCAUGCUCUAUAUUAUGAGGAAACCCAUUUUGUAUGAAUGAAAAACCUUUUAAUUUA
Molecule: messenger RNA, 880 nt
Organism: Spinacia oleracea (spinach)
Lineage: Eukaryota; Viridiplantae; Streptophyta; Magnoliopsida; Caryophyllales; Amaranthaceae
Source: RefSeq, a predicted model, not a curated record